UCGUUUUGGUUUAUCGCGACGGAGGGGAAGAAUGCUAUACAAGUUGAGAUUACUUGCGGUGAUUAACGUGAUUAUUUUUUGUAGACCCAGUGACGGCUAUGAUAGCCCUGUGGAGAUAGUUCUUCCAAUAUCUCUACCAGAAGGUUCAGACGAAGUUAACAACGACCAGGACUCUCAGCCAAUAGACCCAGUUGCUGCACGAGAAGUCGCGGGGGAUCCAUUGAACACGGUGGACUUUGAGACUGCUAAGCAGCUAACAGUCGAAGAACUAUCCCGACGAAAUGACAGCGCGGCCACGGAGUUGGGAGGAACGUUUGAAGGAGACAUGAACGGGAUCGUCAAGGGAAGAAACGCUAUCAUCGAUACCCGCCAGCUUUGGACAAAUGGGGAGGUACCUUACUACAUAUCGGACAGUUUCGGCCGUUACGAACGUAGCGUCAUUGCUAGGGCGGUCAUGGAAUAUCACGAGAAGACCUGCAUUCGUUGGAAACCUCGAACCUACGAGAGGGAUUUUGUCUUCAUCGUCAGAGGAGUGGGGUGCUACUCCAAUGUUGGGCGCACCGGAGGGCAGCAAUACUUGUCUCUUGGAAAUGGCUGCGUCUACCAUGGAACUGUCUUGCACGAGAUGAUGCAUGCAGUUGGCUUCUACCAUGAACAGAGUCGCGCUGAUCGCGAUCGUUACGUUACCGUUUUCUGGCACAACAUUCAACAAGGUAUGAGCUUCAAUUUCGCCAGGUACAGCCUGGAAGAUAUCCAGCACCUCGGGGAGCGUUACGACUACGAUUCCAUCAUGCACUAUGGACCUUCAGCAUUUGCGAGAAGUCGAGGUCUCAAUACCAUCGUACCGAAUGACCCGUAUGCCCAAAUUGGACAAAGGACUAGGUUCAGUCCAACGGAUAUUCGAAAAAUACAGAAACUGUACCAGUGUAACGAGUACGAAGACGGAAACAAGCCAGUAACAACUACGGAAGGCACAAACGCCUGCAAGGAUAAAGAUAUGCAGUGCAAAUCUUGGGCGAGGUAUUACGGCUGCUUCGAUGUCGAAGACGAAGAAAGAACAAAGUAUAUGGAAGAGCACUGCACGAAGACAUGUGAGCUUUGCGAUGACAAUGGAGCAACUCGGAGCCCUCCAGACCGGGCGUUCCGGGUCAAGCGUCACGACACUCUGACGUUGUACAUUUAG
This is a messenger RNA of Ornithodoros turicata, 1183 nucleotides long. Its product is annotated as zinc metalloproteinase nas-4-like. Gene Ontology annotation, molecular function: metalloendopeptidase activity; zinc ion binding. NCBI's taxonomy places the organism in Eukaryota, Metazoa, Arthropoda, Arachnida, Ixodida, Argasidae. The transcript is spliced from 10 exons. Gene Ontology annotation, biological process: proteolysis. Bases 32 to 1183 code for a protein of 383 amino acids. The record is from RefSeq and is a predicted model, not a curated record.